Gigantopelta aegis is the source of this 1439-nucleotide messenger RNA. RefSeq names its product mitochondrial tRNA-specific 2-thiouridylase 1-like. Gene Ontology annotation, molecular function: sulfurtransferase activity. Bases 140 to 1315 code for a protein of 391 amino acids. The record is from RefSeq and is a predicted model, not a curated record. NCBI's taxonomy places the organism in Eukaryota, Metazoa, Mollusca, Gastropoda, Neomphalida, Peltospiridae. Gene Ontology annotation, cellular component: mitochondrion. Gene Ontology annotation, biological process: tRNA wobble position uridine thiolation. The transcript has 8 exons.
UGCUAUGAGGAAACUUCAAUGUCAACAUUUCAAAUUUUUGAAAAUGAAACGAUGUAACUGAUUAAUCGUUUGUCGUAGUUUAUUUUCGCAUUUUAAGCAAUCGUUUGUAAGAUAGAAGCCGGUUUAUAAUUACAAUGACAUGAACAGAAUCGUCAGGAGAGUAGCAUGCGGAAUUUCUGGAGGGGUAGACAGUGCAGUUGCAGCCCUUAUUCUAAAACAAAAGGGGUAUGAUGUGUUUGGCUUGUUCAUGCAAAACUGGGACAUUGCUGAUGAGACGGGGAAGUGCCAGGUAGACAAGGAUCGCGACGAUGCUCGGAUGGUGUGUAGCCAUUUGAAGAUUCCAUUCCAUGAAGUCAGCUUCGUCAAGGAAUACUGGAAUGAUGUGUUCUUAUCAAUGGUUAAAGAAUAUGAACAAGGUUUUACUCCUAACCCUGAUGUCAUGUGCAACAAGCACAUCAAAUUUGAUGCUUUCUUCCAUCAUGCCAUUUAUAAACUAGGUGCCGACGCAAUCGCGACAGGACAUUAUGCCAGAACAAGCUGUGGUUUUCAUCUUGAUAAAGUGAAUUAUAAUGAAGGUGUCAAAUUGCUCACUGCGGUUGACAGUGCCAAAGAUCAGACUCUCUUUCUGUCACAAAUUUCCCAGGAUGCCCUGCAAAGGACAAUCUUUCCCAUUGGUGAUCUCACAAAAGAUGUUGUGAAGAAAAUCGCUGUACAAGCUGGGUUAGCCAAAAUAGCUGAGAGAAAGGAGAGCAUGGGUAUAUGUUUCAUUGGCAGCAGAAAUUUCUCAAAGUUUAUUGAAGAGUACAUUGAGCCCACUGAAGGUGACUUUGUGCAUGUGGAAACAGGAAAGGUUGUUGGCAAGCAUAAAGGUACCCAUUACUGGACCCUUGGCCAGAGGGCGCUGAUCGGAGGAUUAAGCAAAGCCUUCUUUGUUGUGGAGGUUCAUCCAGACACACAGGAAGUGAUAGUGGCCCCUGGAACAGACCAUCCUGCUCUCUUCUCUCAGAGUUUUAAAACCGAGCUUGCUCACUGGAUUCAUCAACCACCUGCUGAGUUUGUCACCAGCUGUAAAUUCCACGCCAGCUUCCGGUACCAGCACUCACAUCCACUGAUUGGCUGUACUGCUGAAAAAACUGACGCCGACUCUCUCGUCGUGUUUCUUGAUCAGCCGAUGAGGGCAGUAACACCAGGGCAGUUCGCCGUGUUCUAUCAAGGAAACGAGUGUUUGGGAAGUGCAAGGAUAACAGAGGGCGGACCUUCAUUUUAUGCACUGAACAUUAGAAACAGGAUUAAGAUUUCUAAUGAUUUUAGUUAAGGAAGGAAGAAGAAGAAGGAAAUGUUUUAUUUAACAACGCACUCAACACAUUUUAUUUACGGUUAUAUGGCAUCAGACAUGGUUAAGGACCACACAGAUAUUGAGAGAGGAAACCCGCUGUCAC